Messenger RNA from Chelmon rostratus (copperband butterflyfish), 3825 nucleotides. RefSeq names its product NLR family, CARD domain containing 3-like (gene nlrc3l). Lineage: Eukaryota; Metazoa; Chordata; Actinopteri; Chaetodontiformes; Chaetodontidae. The transcript has 12 exons. The record is from RefSeq and is a predicted model, not a curated record. Bases 319 to 2688 code for a protein of 789 amino acids.
ACCGAAAGUUAGGCUGAAAACGCACAGCAAAGAACUUAGAAUGCUUUCCUGGUGAGAUGACAGUACAGGUUAUAGUUUGUAGUGUUCGUGUAAAUUAUUUAUUGGGAAGCAUUAAUUCCUAACGCGUCUGUAUAUUCGUAAGCCCACCAUGUUGCUUUAAGUAAUAAUGUUAGCAUAACAGUAACGGCGGAGAGGGACAGCCUGUGUGUUACAGUAACGUGUGGACGGUGGAUUCAUGGUUUUGGGUGUGAAUAUAUUGCGAUAAGUGAGACUUAAGUCCACUGUACAGCUGUGCUGUAGUCUGCUCCCACCACAGACAUGGACCCGGACACUGAAGUUGAAAGCAUCUUAAGGCAGAGGAGUGAGGACAAGGAUGAGGAGGAGAAGAAGAAGAAGUGGAAGAGGCCUCCCUCCAGCUAUGGGUCAAUGAAGAGUGACAGUGAUGUGAUGGAGGAAGAGGAGAAGGAGCAGGAGUGGAAUGAAGAGGUUGCAGAGGCCUGUGCUUCACUGUUUCCCGUAGUACUACCUGACUCGACUGCCUGUGGGGGGACAGGGUUGCAGAUGGUUCGCUCAGAGUCUCCAGAGACCCUCUACACCAUGACCACAGAGCAGACCAAACCACCCGGGGCUGCCGUCAUUGACACCUGGUUGUCUGAUCCGGGGGAUUUGUCAGAAGACACUGAGGAGGAUUUGGAUGAACUUUUGGUAACUCAUUCCCCAGAACCACCAGAGCCAGUUGAACCAGAUGACAUAAUGCAGACUGAUGAGAACAGCCAGCCAGGCAGACUGCACCCAGAACAGGACCUGCCUCACAUAUUCAAGAGUAUCCAGGAUACUGUGACAGGCCUCACCAAGGAAGAGCUAUUCAAAUUUAAGAUGAGGUUUUACCAGUGGGAACAAAGCAUGACCCUGCAACAGGUGAUGGAGGGAGACAUUCUUGAUUUUGUGGACAGGAUCCUGGAGAUCCUUGGCCAGGACCGUUCCUUGUUCCAUACAAUAAGUACCCUAGAAAGUAUCAACAAGAAACCAGAGGCAGACAAACUACAGAAUCAGUGCAAGAGAGCGUUGAUCCGUUUUCACCUGACGCAGCAUUUGAUCAGAAAACACCAAGUCAUCCGCGAGGGGGUCGUUCGAGCCGGGAAGCAGAAUCUUCUAGAUACCGUCUACGUUGAGCCCCAGAUUUCCACUUGUGGUUAUGGAGGAGUUCACCCCUCCCAUGAGCUCCGACCCCACCCCCCGUCACCUCUCCAGGUCCCCAGUGCCGACACCUUCGUUGGCAUCAACAGUCUGUUCCGACUACAGAAGGACGAUGGCCAACCGGUGAGGACGGUGCUGACCACUGGGAUUCCAGGAAUUGGCAUGACUGUCUCUGUGGGGAAAUUCUGCCUGGAUUGGGCAGAACUACGCGCCAAUAAGGAUCUGCAGUUUGUCAUCAAACUUUCAUUCCGGACUUUCUGGUCUCUGCGAAACAAAAGCCCCUUUCCUUCACAGAAGAUGUCCAUCAUGGAAGUGAUAGAGUAUUAUCAUCCGGAGUGCAAAGACAUGAAAUACCUGGAGCAGGAGGACUGUAAAUUUCUCAUCAUAAUGGACUCAUUUGAUUGCUACCAAGCUCCUCUGGACUGGGAGAAUGCUCCAGUAAUAAAUGACAAUUACACCCAAGCACAUCCUGAUGAUCUGAUUGUAAAUAUCAUCCGAGGGACUGUGCUUCGUGGUGCCCGUGUUUGGAUCCUGGGGAGACGGGCGGCUGUCUCGCAAAUACCAUCUCAGUUCAUAGACGCUGUCACAGAAAUACAGGGCUUCAGUGAUGAGAUGAAAGACGCCUACCUGACCAAACGCUUUGGCGACGCCGAGUUAGCAGCAAAGAUCGUGGCCCAUUACAAGCGCCUACCGACGCUCAGUAUACUCGCCUGCCAACCCUUUGUCUGCUGGAUUGUGGCCACAGUGUUCGAGCGCCGCUUCCGUUAUCGGGGCUAUGGGGUGCACCCCCCCAGGCUGACACCAAUUUACGUCAACAUUUUGAUUGUCCAGACCAACCGCAGGCUGCAAUUCUACUAUGGAAAGGGAGAAAACGACCUGAAAUGGUCCAAUGACGACAAGCACCUGCUGACAAAGAUGGGGAAGAUGGCCUUUAAGAUGCUGGAGAGGAAUACCAGCGUGUUCUUUGAAGAGGACGUGAAGGAGUGCGGUCUGAAGUUGAUGGAGGUAGCAGCGCUGUCCGGCAUGUGUACUGAGCUCCCCCCCACAGCCUCAACCGGGAGGAGGACAUUCUGCUUUAUACAUUUGACCUUCCAGGAGUUCAUGGCCGCUCUGUACGUCUUCAUGAUGUUCCGCUCGGAGUCUAAGAACGUUCUGGAGUCCGGGGUAUUGCACAUGCCCAAGAUCUUCACACCCAAGGAUCAGGCCAAAUCAGUAGCAGGCGUGGUCCAGUGUGCCGUGGAGCGAACCCUCAGCUCCCCGCUGGGUCAUUACGACAUGUUCCUGCGCUUUCUGUGCGGCCUUCUUUCCCCGGACUGCCACGACAAUCAGCUGAGCGGGUAUCUCUACCGCCACAACACGCCGAAGGUGAGCGGACUGGACGAGGUGCAGCGGCUGCUGGAGCAGACGAUACAGAAUGCUCAAGAGAACAAUAGUGACCGGGUGGAAAACUUGAAAGAGUGCCUUAGAGAAAUGACCCAGGAAGAUGAGUGAGUCGGGCUUGGAGUGCAUCAAUAAAACUUACUUUAUACGGAUUCGAUGGAUCUCUGCGAUAGAACGAGUGAUCGGAGUGUGAUGCUCAAAACACCGAAAACCCUAAACUGAACUCAACGUGACGUCAAGUCUGUGUGAUAUUGCCUUUGAUAACAUGAAAUUUGAUACAAAUUAUUUUUUGAGUCUGUGUCAGUAGUGUUGCUGCUGUACCAUACCAAUUACAGUGAAUGUCGUUCUGUGCAUUCUACUAGUUAGUAGUAGUGGACUCUAUCCAGCACCACAUCAUGUCUGUCGUGUCUUACAAUGAGCACUAUUGAAGAUUUUCCUUCAUCCAGCCGUCAUUUUUUAUUGCGAAUGUGGAUUUUAUUGUAUUGUGUACGUAUGUGUCUGUGUGUCACUUUGUGUAUGUGUACAUGCUUGCUGAAUUUAGAAAUUGGCUCUUCUGUCUACGUUUUUUUUGCAGCAAGUCUUUCAGCAUCUGUGUGUAUAUUUGUUUGUCUCCUUGUUUACAUGCUACCACAUGACACAUAAGUAGGCUAAUAAGAGUGACUACAGGGUGAAUUCCAGCAGUGAAAUUGUGUUUUUCUCUGUGAAAAGAUGACACUGAAGACUUUUGUCUUCUCUGAAAAAAGGGACAUUUAAGGCUUUGUGUGUUUGAGAAAGUGAUUGUAUUAUAUUGAACAAAUAUAUCAGGUAAAUACCACUGAUAAGGUGAAAACGGAUGAUAUAUAUCCAAGUUUCAUGGACUGGUGCUUCCUAAAUUCUCUCAGUUUAAUUCUUGUCACAUAUUGUCGUCCUGCACUUUUACAAACAACAGCGUUUGAAAUUGGUCUCAGUAAUUUCCUUGGUACAUCUCGUGUUGGUUUGGAGUCAUGUCAUCCUCAACUCUGGAUUUCUUUUGGGUGGUCAUGACGUUGACACUAUUAUUACUAAACAUGUAUCAACAAAAAUAAGAAGAGGACAAGGUUAAGUUGGACGAAUGAUAAUGAACAUGUGCCUGCAUUCAUUACUUACAACCCAGAUUCCAAUAAGUUGGGACUGUGUGAAACAUAAAUAAAAACAGAAUACAAUCACUUGCAAAGAAACUGUGUUUACUGACAGCGGUUUUAUGAAGUGUCCCUCUAGUAAUAUCUUUUA